AGGCUGAGCUGUAGCAUGCAGGCGGAGGAGGGCACAGACUGGCUGCUGGAGCUGCUCACCGAGCUGCAGCUGCAGCAGUACUUCCUGCGCAUCCGAGACGAGCUCAACGUCACACGCCUCUCCCACUUCGAGUACGUCAAAAAUGAGGAUCUGGAGAAGAUUGGCAUGGGACGCCCCGGCCAGCGGCGGCUGUGGGAGGCAGUGAAGCGGAGGAAAGCCAUGUGCAAGCGGAAAUCCUGGAUGAGCAAGGUGUUCAGUGGGAAGCGCCCGGAGUCGGAGCUGCCGCCCCAGCCCCAGAGCACCUUCCGCAAGCCUCCCACACCACCACCCCCCGAAGCUGGGGGCCAGCACUCCCUCACCUGCCUCGUGCGGGAGCGGGACCUCUCAAUCUUUGAGAAGCUGGGUGAUGGCUCCUUUGGGGUCGUACGUCGUGGCGAGUGGUGCACACCUGCUGGCAAGACGCUGAAUGUGGCAGUGAAGUGCCUCAAGACAGAUGUGCUGAGCCAGCCGGAGGCACUGGACGACUUCAUCCGGGAGGUGAAUGCCAUGCACUCCCUGGACCACAGGAACCUCAUCCGCCUCUAUGGCGUGGUGCUCUCCCACCCCAUGAAGAUGGUGACAGAGCUGGCCCCACUGGGCUCCCUGCUGGACCGGCUGCGGAAGAACCAGGGCCAUUUCCUCAUCUCCACCCUGUGCCAGUAUGCCAUCCAGGUGGCCAAGGGCAUGGCCUACCUGGAGUCCAAGCGCUUCAUCCACCGUGACCUGGCUGCCCGCAACAUCCUGCUGGCCUCCAAUGAGCUCGUCAAGAUCGGGGACUUUGGUCUGAUGCGGGCACUGCCCAAAAAUGACGAUCACUACGUGAUGCAGGAGCACCGCAAGGUCCCCUUUGCCUGGUGUGCUCCCGAGAGCCUGAAGACACGCACCUUCUCCCACGCCAGUGACACCUGGAUGUUCGGAGUGACCCUCUGGGAGAUGUUCACCUAUGGCCAGGAGCCUUGGAUUGGCCUCAAUGGCAGCCAGAUCCUGCACAAGAUAGACAAGGAGGGUGAGCGGCUGCCACGGCCUGAGGACUGUCCCCAGGACAUCUACAACGUCAUGUUGCAGUGCUGGGCACACAAACCCGAGGACCGACCCACCUUUGUGGCCUUGAGAGACUUCUUGGUGGAGGCUCAGCCCACCGACAUGAGAGCGCUGCAGGACUUUGAGGAACCAGACAAGCUGCACAUCCAGAUGAACGACAUCAUCACGGUCAUUGAGGGCAGGGCCGAGAAUUACUGGUGGCGGGGUCAGAAUAAACGGACCCUAAAAGUGGGCCAAUUUCCCCGAAACACGGUGACCUCGGUGGCAGGGCUGUCAGCCCACGACAUCAGCCAGCCACUUAAAAACAGCUUCAUCCACACAGGCCAUGGAGACACCAACCCGCAGCACUGCUGGGGGUUUCCCGAUAAAAUUGAUGAGCUGUACCUGGGAAAUCCCUUGGACCCUCCUGAUAUUUUAGGUGUGGACCAAACUGCUGCCAGACCUACACAGCUUCCAGGGAGAGCUAAAAGGCAGCCUCCUCCGCGCCCACCUCAGCCUACCGUCCUGCUCACCAAGCCUUGCUACGACCCAGUUAGUGAGGAGGAGGAGGGUCUGCCAGGAGGUCUCCGGAAGCUCUGCCUGAAGAAGCCUGGCACAGGGAAGGGUCUGCGACCAGCCAAGCCAUCAGCACGAGUCCCGGGCACCAAGGUGGGCGAGCGGCAACCCAGACGGCUGGCAAGCGAGGGGACAGCAAGCAGCGAGGUGACUCUCAUUGACUUUGGGGAGGAAGUUCCCCAGGGUAGCCCCUCUCCAGUGGGAGAGCUGACAGCCCUGUCAUUAGCCGAGCUGGCCAUGGAAGCCUUCUCUUUGCUGGACAAGACCCCACCACAGAGCCCCACGCGGGCUCUGCCUCGGCCUCUGCACCCCACACCGGUGGUGGACUGGGAUGCCCGGCCCUUGCCCCCACCGCCUGCCUAUGAUGAUGUGGCACAGGAUGAGGACGAUAUUGAGGUCUGUUCCAUCACCAGCCCCCCAAGCCGGCGGGGAAAGACCAACUAUGGCUUUGUGGAUGAGGGUGAGCGGGGACCGGCACUGGAGGACAACCUCUUCCUGCCCCCCAAGGAGACCAAGCAGCCCAGCAUGACACAGACCACCGAGCUCUUCGAGGAGCUGCAGCAGGAGUGCAUGAAGAGGCUCAACGUCCCUCUGGGACCGGCUGCACCAGCUGAUGACAAGCCCCAGAUCCCUCCCCGCGUCCCAAUCCCGCCCCGGCCCCUUCGCCGCAAUGAGCCUGGGCGCUGGUCAGGGGACCUCUCCCCAGCUUCGGGGGGCGAGGAGGACCGGCCGCCCCAGAUCCCCCCGCGGGACCCGCUGUCCCGGCCCACCUCUCGGACACCCAGCCCCAUGGCUCUGCAGGUGGGCUCACCCCAGCAGCGUGCUGCCCUCUGCUCCUGCCUCUCCACCUCACCAGGGAAGCCCAUGCCCACCACACAGAGCUUCGCCCUCGACCCUAAGUACGCCACCCCCAAGGUCAUCCAGGCGCAGGGCAAGGACUGCUCCAAGGGGCCCUGCAUCCUGCCCAUCGUGAAGGAUGGGCAGAAGGUGAGCAGCACUCACUACUACCUGCUGCCUGAGCGCCCGGCCUACCUGGACAAGUAUGAGAAGUUUUUCAAGGAGGCUAAAAGCCCUGAGGAGGUGGCAGCGUCCCGCCAGGUCACCACAGCCACUGUCCGUCCCAUGGUGCAGCAGCCACUGUCAGACUGCAAGGGCAACUUUUCCUCCAACAACAGCAACCCUGGGCCCAAGUGCCUGGUGAAAGCCUCCUGCAGCCUCCAGAAGAUUGUGUACGACGGGCCGGAUGUUUGCCGUCCUGCUGACAAGAUCCGGUUGGUGCAGGACAUGGUGCAUGGUGUGACCACCGAGGAAUGCCAGGCAGCCCUUCAGAGCCAUGGCUGGAACGUCCAACGGGCUAUCCAGUACCUGAAGGUGGAGCAGCUCUUCUGCCUGGGGCUGAAGUCCCGUGGUGAGUGCCAGCAGGUGCUGGAGAAGUUCAACUGGAACCUGGCACAGGCCAGCUCCCACCUCCUCGGUCCCUACAGCGCCACCCGCCAGAAGUGGUGACAGCGGGGACAGGGCGAGCUGUGUUGGAUCCAGAGCAGGCAUCUCGCCAUGGGGCCAGUCCCACCGCCUCCACCCAUACAACCUGCUGCAGGACUCUGGACUGAGCCCCCACU
Messenger RNA from Zonotrichia albicollis (white-throated sparrow), 3254 nucleotides. NCBI's taxonomy places the organism in Eukaryota, Metazoa, Chordata, Aves, Passeriformes, Passerellidae. The record is from RefSeq and is a predicted model, not a curated record.